AUGCAGUCUCGAGAUGGGCUCAUGUACAACUAUGAGGACUUCACUUGGAUACCGACCAUAAGCUAUAGGCUCUGUGGCUUCGAUAUACUCGACACGCCCAACAAGCCGCGUCCUCUCUGGAUGAAGCUCUAUCACUGGGCCUGCGUCUGCUCACACAUCUGCUGUGUGUGCUUCAUGUUCCGGCGCAUCAUUGAGAGGGACACAAUCAAUAACAUAUCGCUGAUUAUGCGCUACGCUACUCUGGUGACCUACGUCGUUAACUCGGACACAAAGUAUGGGACAUCGCAGCAGAAAAAGGCUUUCCAAAGGCUUAAUGGUAAACUGGCUGAGCUCUUUCCCAAAUCUUAG
This is a messenger RNA of Drosophila mojavensis, 348 nucleotides long. RefSeq names its product odorant receptor 85f-like. The record is from RefSeq and is a predicted model, not a curated record. Bases 1 to 348 code for a protein of 115 amino acids. Lineage: Eukaryota; Metazoa; Arthropoda; Insecta; Diptera; Drosophilidae. The transcript has a single exon.